ACAUUCCAGGACCUGUCCAGGCAGAUGGAUGUGUCCUACGGCACUGUGAGAGACUCGGCCGUCUAUGAAUACUUCAAGAACAAGGGCACCAACCCUCUAGAGCAGGACAGCACAUACGCAGAGCUGUGGAGGACCAUCAGCAAGAACAACGGCCAUGACUACUCUGUGUCCAGUCCCUCAGAGGGCAUCCGCAAGGUAGGUUGACAAAGACAAAACAGGUAUAUGCCAAUAAAGAGAGGAUGCCUAAGAACAGGCUGGUAACUCCUUUAGGUAGGAAUUUCUUAGCUACUGUGUAUUUAGACAAAAAGUCGAAACGGUUUAAUAUUUGGCAUAAAAACAAACAAAUCAAUCUUUCCAUUGUUAUUUCACUGUCAUUUCACAGUGUGGAGUCAUACUGUUCUCCAUCAAUACUGUGCCUGUAGUUCCACAGUAUUUCUAACCAAUUAGACAGGCAAAUUCAACAUUAUCUUUGACUAUCUGUCUGAAUAAACUGCAAAUGCUGAUUUGUGACAUUGUAUCAAUUACACUGGUUAAUCUCAUAUACUGCCCGUAAUAAAUGGCUUAGAAAGAACAAUACUUUGCUUGUCCAUAUGCUGAGAAGUAAUAUGACAUAUCAUAUAUCUUCAAAUUUGUACUGUGAACUGCAGUGCUUGAGGCGUCACUACAGAUCCGGCCGUGUCGCGUCCGGCCGCGAGCGGGAGACCCAUGAGGCGACGCACAAUUGGCCCUGUGUUGUCCGGGUUAGGGGAGGGUUUGGCCGGCCGGGAUGUCCUUGUCCCAUCGCGCUCUAGCGGCUCCUGUGACGGGCCGGGCGCAUGCACUCUGACACGGUUGCCAGUUGUACGGUGUUUCCUCCAACAUAUUGGUGCGGCUGGCUUCCGGGUUAAGCGAGCAGUGUGUCAAGAAGCAAUGUGGCUUGGCAGGGUCGUGUUUUGGAGGCAUAGACUAAAAUACAGUAGAAUAGAAUACAGUAUAUACACUGCUCAAAAAAAUAAAGGGAACACUUAAACAACACAUCCUAGAUCUGAAUGAAUGAAAUAAUCUUAUUAAAUACUUUUUUCUUUACAUAGUUGAAUGUGCUCACAACAAAAUCACACAAAAAUUAUCAAUGGAAAUCAAAUUUAUCAACCCAUGGAGGUCUGGAUUUGGAGUCACCCUCAAAAUUAAAGUGGAAAACCACACUACAAGCUGAUCCAACUUUGAUGUAAUGUCCUUAAAACAAGUCAAAAUGAGGCUCAGUAGUGUGUGUGGCCUCCACGUGCCUGUAUGACCUCCCUACAACGCCUGGGCAUGCUCCUAAUGAGGUGGCGGAUGGUCUCCUGAGGGAUCUCCUCCCAGACCUGGACUAAAGCAUCCGCCAACUCCUGGACAGUCUGUGGUGCAACGUGGCGUUGGUGGAUGGAGCGAGACAUGAUGUCCCAGAUGUGCUCAAUUGGAUUCAGGUCUGGGGAACGGGCGGUCCAUAGCAUCAAUGCCUUCCUCUUGCAGGAACUGCUGACACACUCCAGCCACAUAUUGUCUUGCAUUAGGAGGAACCCAGGGCCAACUGCACCAGCAUAUGGUCUCACAAGGGGUCUGAGGAUCUCAUCUCGGUACCUAAUGGCAGUCAGGCUACCUCUGGCAAGCACAUGGAGGGCUGUGGCCCCCCAAAGAAAUGUCACCCCACACCAUGACUGACCCACAGCCAAACCGGUCAUGCUGGAGGAUGUUGCAGGCAGCAGAACAUUCUCCACGGCGUCUCCAGACGCUGUCACGUCUGUCACAUGUGCUCAGUGUGAACCUGCUUUCAUCUGUGAAGAGCACAGGGCGCCAGUGGCGAAUUUGCCAAUCUUGGUGUUCUCUGGCAAAUGCCAAACGUCCUGCACGGUGUUGGGCUGUAAGCACAACCCCCACCUGUGGACGUCGGGCCCUCAUACCACCCUCAUGGAGUCUGUUUCUGACCGUUUGAGCAGACACAUGCACAUUUGUGGCCUGCUGGAGGUCAUUUUGCAGGGCUCUGGCAGUGCUCCUCCUGCUCCUCCUUGCACAAAGGCGGAGGUAGCGGUCCUGCUGCUGGGUUGUUGCCCUCCUACGGCCUCCUCCACGUCUCCUGAUGUACUGGCCUGUCUCCUGGUAGCGCCUCCAUGCUCUGGACACUACGCUGCCAGACACAGCAAACCUUCUUGCCACAGCUCGCAUUGAUGUGCCAUCCUGAAUGAGCUGCACUACCUGAGCCACUUGUGUGGGUUGUAGACUCUGUCUUAUGCUACCACUAGAGUGAAAGCACCGCCCGCAUUCAAAAGUGACCAAAACAUCAGCCAGGAAGCAUAAAAACUGAGAAGUGGUCUGUGGUCACCACCUGCAGAAUCACUACUUUAUUGGGGGUAUCUUGCUAAUUGCCUAUAAUUUCCACCUGUUGUCUAUUCCAUUUGCACAACAGCAUGUGAAAUGUAUUGUCAAUCAGUGUUUCUUCCUAAGUGGACAGUUUGAUUUCACAGAAGUGUGAUUGACUUGGAGUUACAUUGUGUUGUUUAAGUGUUCCCUUUAUUUCUUUGAGCAGUGUACAUAUGAGAUGAGUAAAGCAAAAAUAUGUAAACAUUAUUAGAGUGACUAGUGUUCCAUUAUUAAAGUGGCCAGUGAUUUCAAGUCUAUGUAUAUGGGGCAGCAGCCUCUAAGGUGCAGGGUUACGUAACCGGGUGGAAGCCGCCUAGUGAUGGCUAUUUAACAGUCUGAUGGCCUUGAGAUUGAAGCUGUUUUUCAGUCUCUCGGUCCCAGCUUUGAUGCACCUGUACUGACCUCGCCUUCUGGAUGAUAGCGGGGUGAACAGGCAGUGGCUCGGGUGGUUGUUGUCCUUGAUGAUAUUUUUUGCCUUCCUGUGACAUCGGGUGCUGUAGGUCCUGGAGGGCAGGUAUUUUGCCCCCGAUGAUGCGUUGGGCAGACCGCACCACCCUCUGUAGAGCCCUGCGGUUGCGGGCGGUGCAGUUGCCGUACCAGGCGGUGAUAGAGCCUGACAGGAUGCUCUCAAUUGUGCAUCUGUAAAGGUUUGUGAGGGUUUUAGGUGCCAAGCCAAAUUUCUUCAGCCUGUCUGUGUGGAUAGACCAUUUCAGAUCGUCAGUGAUGUGUACACCAAGGAACUUGAAGCUUUCCACCUGCUCCACAGCAGUCCCGUCGAUGUGGAUAGGGGUGUGCUCCCUCUGCUGUUUCCUGAAGUCCACGAUCAGCUCCUUUGUUUUGUCGACAUUGAGGGAGUGGUUAUUUUCCUGGCACCACACUCCCAGGGCCUUCACCUCCUCUCUGUAGGCUGUCUCGUCAUUGUUGGUAAUCAGGCCUACAACUGUUGUGUCGUCUGCAAACUUGAUGAUUGCGUUGGAGGCGUGCGUGGCCACACAGUCAUGGAUGAACAGGGAGUACAGGAGGGGGCUGAGCAACCACCCUUGUGGGGCCCCUGUGUUGAGGAUCAGCGAAGUGGAGGUGUUGUUUUCUAUCUUCACCACCUUGGGGUGGCCCGUCAGGAAGUCCAGGACCAGUUGCACAGGGCGGGGUUCAGACCCAGGGCCUCAAGCUUAAUGAUGAGUUUGGAGGGUACUAUGGUUUUGAAUGCUGAGCUAUAGUCAAUGAACAGCAUUCUGACAUAGGUAUUCCUAGCAGUAGCAGUAUGUUGCUGGGUCAGUCCAUUGAGGACUGACAAAACAAGGUGCAGUAAGAGGUAGCAGUUACUUGGAGACAACAUCAAACACACAUCAGUCACCUUCUGUCUCUGGGCUCUAUUUUAACAAACCUAGCACAAUGGUAAAUCUUAGCGCUGGUGGUAACGCUAUAGGUUCGGGGUGUGUCAGAAAUAUUUUUGCUAUUUUCACAACCAGAAGUAUGUGCACAGUAGCUGGCGGUGGCGCGAAAGGGCUAGGUUUUGAUGAAUAAAUAAGUUGUAGGUGUGUCAAGGCUUUGACCCUUCACUGGCCAAUCAGAACGUGCUCCAUGGCUCCCUUUGGUUGCUUUAAGUUGUUAAUUACGGUCUUGUAUGUAUUGCGUUGUCAUCAACUCCAAUUCGAAUGUUAGUCCGUUAUAGCCUAGUUUGUUAAAUAGCCUACAGAAACAAAAUAACAAAAUGACACAACAAUAUAACAAGCCAUACCGUGGGGUGUGGGACCCAGUCAGGUCUUUGACAACAAUAUAACAAGCCAUACCGUGGGGUGCUGGGUCCAGUCAGGUCUUUGACACAACAAUAUAACAAGCCAUACCGUGGUGGGCUGGACCUAGUCAGGUCUUUGACACAACAAUAUAACAAGCCAUACCGUGGGGUGCUGGGCCCAGUCAGGUCUUUAUAAUAUAAAUAAUAUUCCUUUGACACAUUCACCCUCUCUCCUGUUGAAAGAUCAGUCACAAAAUGUUGGCACCAUUGUAAUAGGUUGUAAUCAAGCCCUGGUCUCCAGCAUGGGAACAGAAGAGGAAUACCUGGUGUGGUAGUCUCAGGUACUGUAGGACUACUCCAAAUAAUCUCGGCUCUGACACACACACACACACACACACACACACACACACACACACAUGCAAACGCAAGCUUUGCAGUUCCAUCAAUCCAUCUAAAUACCUCUCACACUCUACAGUAGUAACCUGUGGAUUGUGAGAACCUGCAUAAAUCAGCAGAACAUGUAUAACCUAUUUAUUUCAACUUCAUGUAGUGUCCUGUAAUACUUUGAAAUGAGACACCUUCAGUCAUAACACAUCCAUAAAGACUAUAUCGCGUGACACAGUACUUACUAUAAAGUCAGACACCUUCAGUCAUUCAUAACACAUUCAUAAAUACCUUAUAUCAUAUGACCCUGUACUUACUAUAAAGCCAAACACCUUUGGUCAUAAAUAAGACAUACAUAAAGGCUUAAUGAUGUAAACACAAAUGUAUUAACUCUAAAGGAAUUAUCACUAACAGCUAAAAUAAAUAAACAUGAAAGACAAGUUUAAACCAUAAAUGUCCUUUUAUUUAUACAUGUUUAAAACAAUACAAAUACAUUAAGUAUGUAGUUAAAUUGAACAUUACACAGGGCUGUGAAUAGUGUAGCUUGUCCCCUGAGCUGGUAGACAAAUGGUUCUUGCCUCUCUGCCUGCUGGAGGUACUGCAUGUUGGUUCCAACCUUAAAAGUAACAACAAAGAAAGUUAGCAAAUCAGUUAGCUAGCUAGCAAUUGCUGUGAAGUCACCAAAAUAAUUAGAAACAACGACUGAGGUAGCUAUGUAAUCUAACUCAACACUUAUAUAACUACUACAUACCAGUUUAAAUUACAAUAAAUAAAGGUUAACUUUAUUCGCUGUCCAGUGGCACCACAAGUGGGCAUUUGAUUGACGAACUCCAUCACAUGUGCACUUACUGCGCUACAGAAACACCGCAAACCAAACAGUGCAAACACACUGAAUUAAAGGUAACUACACAAAACAUUAAUUCCCAGACCUCAAAAGUGGUCCCCUUAAAUGGUUUAAGCAUUGUUGUGAACAAAUAAAAAGUUUUUCUAUUUUAAAAAAAACACACAAAAAAACUGGUAAAAAUGGGGGAAUUUGAAACAUGGAAAAAUAAAACCUAGAAAACGGAAUAUGGGAAAAACCCUGAAUUAGGCAAAAAAUGCAUACGGAUUUGAAAGCGCCCUACCAACGUUGUUUGCUGUGCAUGACUGCACUUUAGAGUGUGUGUCAUCCUGCAGCACAGCAUUUUGGGGAAAGUUGAGAUCAGGUCCAAUCAAGUCCAUUUAUCCAAAGCGACUUAGUCAUGCAUGCAUACAUUUUUACUUAUGGGUGGUCCUGGGAAUCUAACCCACUAUUCUGGUGUUGCAAUGCUCUACCAAGAUGCAUGCCAAGGUUAUAAAUGCUUUGUGAAGCCUCAACUUAAUAUGAUUUAUAAAGCCUUUAGUAAGCGGUGCUUAUGCCACCCUUUAUAAAGCACAGGUUUAUGUCAUAUUUGACAUAGUGGGUUAUGUCACAUUUGACAUUGGUGUUAUGUCACAGUUAUUCCACAUUUAUGAACCAUUUAUAGAGCAUGACAUGUGGUUAUAGAUGCUUUGUAACACAUUUAUGUAGUGCUUAUGAAGGCAUUAUACGCUGAACGUCAUUUAAAGCGGGACCGGUAAAAAUUAUAUGUCACAGAAUGUCCCGUAGCAGUUUUCCUUGGGUUGGGUUUUAUUUCAAUCCUGCCCACAUGCCCACAACUGGCAGCACCCAAGUAAUCAUCAAUUCGGAGCGCAGCUGCACGAGACCCAAUCGUAAUGACCAUGGUUAAUUUCGUUUGACAUUCGAUAUCCAUAUGGGGCUAAUUAGAGACCAUCAGUAAAUUACACAGACCCCUGACUUUCUCCACAAUUUGUGAGGUUACAGCCUUAUUAAAAAAUAAAUAAUAAUAAUAAUAAUCAUCAAUCGACACACAAUACCCCCUAAUGACAAAGCAAAAACAUUUUUUUUACUUUUUGCUUAUAUAUAAAAAAAUAAAAAAAAUGAAAUAUCACAUUUACAUAAGUAUUCAGACCCUUUACUCAGUACUUUGUUGAAGCACCUUUGGCAACAAUUGCAGCCUCGAGUCUUCUUGGGUAUGACACUACAAGCUUGGUACACCUGUAUUUGGGGAGUUUCUCCCGUUCUUCUCUGCAGAUCCUCUCAAGCUCUGUCAGAUUGAAUGGGGAGCGUUGCUGCACAGCUAUUUUCAGUUCUUUCCAGAGAUGUUCGAUCAGGUUCAAGUCCGGGCUCUGGUUGGGCCACUCAAGGACAUUCAUAGACUUGUCCAGAAGCCACUCCUGCGUUGUCUUGGCUGUGUGCUUAGGGUCGUUGUCCUGUUGAAAUGUGAACCUUCGCCCCAAUAUGAGGUCCGGAGAGCUCUGGAGCAGGUUUUCAUCAAUGAUCUCUCUGUACUUCGCUCCGUUCAUCUUUGCCUCGAUCCUGACCAGUCUCCCAGUCCCUGCCGCUGAAAAACACCUGCACAGCAUGAUGCUGCCACCACCAUGCUUCACCGUAGGGAUGGUGCCAGGUGACACUUGGCAUUCAGGCCAAAUAGUUUAAUCUUGAUUUCAUCAGACCAGAGAAUCUUGUUUCUCAUGGUGUUAGAGUCCUUAGGUGCCUUUCGACAAACUCCAAGCAGGCUGUCAUGUGCCUUUUACUGAAGAGUGGCUUCCAUCUGGCCACUCUACCAUAAAGGCCUGAUUGGUGGAGUGCUGCAGAGAUGGUUGUCCUUCUGGAAGGUUCUCCCGUCUCCACAGAGGAACUCUAGAGCACUGUCAGAGUGACCAUCAGGUUCUUGGUCACCUCCCUGACCAAGGACCUUCUCCCCCGAUUGCUCAGUUCGGCCAGGCGGUCAGCUCUAGAAAGAGUCUUGGUGGUUCCAAACUUCUUCAAUUUAAGACUGAUGAAGGCCACUGUGUUCUUGGGGACCUUCAAUGCUGCAGAAAUGUUUUGGUACCCUUACCCAGAUCUGUGCCUCGACACAAUCCUGUCUCAGAGCUCUACAGACAAUUCCUUCAACCUCAUGGCUUGGUUUUUGCUCUGACAUGCACUGUCAACUGUGGGACCUUAUAUAGACAGGUGUGUGCCUUUCCAAAUCAUGUCCAAUCAAUUAUAAUCUACCACAGGCGGAUUCCAAUCAAGUUGUAGAAACAUCUCAAGGAUGAUCAAUGGAAACAAGAUGCACCUGAGCUCAAUUUCGAGUAUCAUAGCAAAGGGUCUGAAUACUUAUGUAAAUGUGAUAUUUCAUUUAGUCAUUUUUUAUACAUUUGCUAAAAUUUCUAAAAACCUGUUUUUGCUUCGUCAUUAUGGGGUGUUGUGUGCAGAUUGCUGAGUAUUUUUGUUUAUUUAAUACAUUUUAGAAUAAGGCUGUAACGUAACAAAAUAUGUAAAAAGUCAAGGGGUCUGAAUACUUUCCGAAGGCACUGUUAAGGGACAAUAUUUAAUGUAUAUAUAUAUAUAUAAUGUCAAUAGCUCAGAAUUUCAAUUAAUUAAAAACCUCAAACCAACUGUAAAUUGUAGAAAUGUAUAUACAAAUAUUGAAAGCAUUUAAUGAGACAACUAAAAGGUGUGUAACACAUUGUGUAAUUUAUUGAUGGUCCCUAACUAGCCCCACAGAGUAUCCAACCAAAGUCAAAAUAAUUUUGCCACGGUCGCACACCGGCCAGCUGAAGCUAAUUGGUGAAAGAAGAUAGCUAGCUUACUAGCUAGUCUAGGCUAGACACAAGACCUGGUUACACUGUUUCAAGUUAUCUAGAAGGGUGAGUGACUGUAACUGUGUACUGUUUUGGGAGUGAAAGUAGAAAUGCUUCCCACGUUCAAACACACACGAGACACCCACAACAAAGCACGCCUCCAAAACCCCAAAUCUCGUUCUCAGUCGCAUUUCCUGAUUAGGAGAAUUGAAACAAAGGCUAAAUCAGGAAGUUCACCAACCCUCCCCGCACCACAGCGCAAGCGAGCUGAUGUUAGACAGGUAAAUUCUUGAACCUGGCGUAAGGGGUGGAAAAUGCCAGCGCGCCAGUUUUUACUGUACAUGAUGAAAUUGCAAACUAAUGUGUGUUUGACACUUGCGAAAGCCGAAAAUAGAGCCCUCUGAGCUAAAAGGUUUUUCUAUCAAAUGAGCAAAUAAACAAAUAGCCCAGUCUACAAUGAGAAUCAAACUAGAAAAGAAACCUGUACAGUAAAUGUAUUGAAGUAUGUCUGUUUUACCACAUGUUCAUUAGAGUACUACACUUUCUUGGAGUUGGGAUACUACAGUAUAUUCACAGCAAUUCCCAGAUGUAGGCCUUCCAUCAUCCUUUAGGUUCUAUCAUCGAAAACAAUGUUAGCAUAUAGGCAGAAUGUAUAGCAUCUGGAUCAUUAACUGGGUCAUGAUUGUCAUUCCUCUGCAGGCGAAGAAGGGCCCGUAUGCCUUCCUAUGGGACAUGGCUGUGGUGGAGUACGCCGCACUGACGGAUGAUGACUGCACCAUCACCGUCACAGGAAACAGCAUGAGCAGCAAAGGCUACGGCAUCGCCAUGCAGCAUGGGAGUCCAUACAGAGACCUCUUCUCCCAGAAGUGAGCAAUGCCACCAACGUCUCUCCUCAUUAUACACCAUCUACGCUGAGUAUACCAAACAUUACUAACAUUCCUAGUAUUGAGUUGCACCCCCUCGGGGCAUGGACUCUACAAGGUGUCGAAAGCGUUCCACAGGGAUGCUGGCCCAUGUUGACUCCAAUGCUUCCCACAUAUGUGUCAAGUUGGCUGGAUGUCCUUUGGGUGGUUGAUCAUUCUUGAUACACGCGGGAAACUGUUGAACAUGAAAAACCCAGCAGCGUUGCAGUUCUUGACAUAAACCCAUAUCCCGUACCCCGUUCAAAGGCACUUACAUUUUUUGUCUUGCCCAUUCACCCUCUGAAUGGCACAAAUACAUAAUCCAUGUCUCAAUUGUCUCAAGGCUUGUCUCCCCUUCAUCUACACUGAUUCAAGUAGAUUUAACAAGUGACAUCAACAAGGGAUCAUAGCCUUCACCUGGAUUCACCAGGUCAGUCUAUGUCAUGGAAAGAGCAGGUGUUCUUAAUGUUUUGUAUACUCAUUGUAUAUUGUAAUGACCCUGGCAUUGAUGAACACAAUUACCACUCCCCAAAGGGAGCUUUCUUGGAGCAGCUGUAACAUGUCCGGCUUUGCAACCAUAGGGUUGCAAGUUCGAGUCUAACCUCGGAACCUCGUGCUACUCCUUCGUAUCAUUACAAUAUUGAUGCAUUAUAGAUAUACCAUCACUUUAUCAGCAGUUCUAUACAGUAUGUUAUUCUCCUCACCUCUCCCUCUCCUUUCAUUCUCCCAUCUCUUCCUUCCAUCACCUUGAGGAAAUAUCCUAAGUCUAAGUGCAUAUGGUUUAACGCACACCUCCUUUGAUUCCUAAUUACUUUCUCUGCUUCAUAAAAGCCAUACACAUAAUCACUGAUGGUUUAUGGUGCCUGAGGGAUUGAGCGCCGUAAUUGGCUGAGAGGUCAUUCAGUGGUUAUACUCAUUUUAGGAGGAGUUUGACGAGGGAAAUGAAAGGCCCACUAACAUAGUGUUUUUAUAAAGUCACUUUGUAGUAUAAACAUUAGAGAAAAUGCUCUUUAUAAAGGUCAGGAGUUACUGUCGUUUUGCAUGAUUUUAAUGCCCUUGUCUAUUUGUUAUAUAAACAUGUACACUGAACCAAAACAUAAAUGCAACAUGCAACAAUUUCUAAGAUUUUAAUGAGUUAUAGUUCAUAUAAGGAAAUCAGUCAAUUUAAAUAAAUUAAUUAGGCCGUAAACUAUGGAUUUCACAUGACUGGGAAUAGUAGUGGAAAAAGUACCCAAUUGUCAUACUUGAGUAAAAGUCAACAUACCUUAAUAGAAAAUGACUCAAGUAAAAGUGAAAGUCACCCAGUAAAAUAUUAGUUGAGUUAAAAGUCUUAAAUAAUUUGCUUUUAAAUAUACUUAAGUAUCAAAAGUAAAAGUAAAAUUACGAAUAAUUUCAAAUUCCUUAUAUUAAGCAAACCAGACAACACCAUUUUCUAGUUUUUUUAAAUAUAUGGAUUACCAGGGGCACACUCAGCUAUAAUUUACAAACGAAGCAUGUUUGUUUAGUGAGUCAUAUCAGAGCCAAUAGGGACGACCAGGGAUGUUCUCUUGAGAAGGGUGUGAAUUGGACCAUUUUCCUGUCCUGCUAAACAUUCAAAAUGUAAUGAGUACUUUUGGGUGUCAGGGGAAAAUGUAUGGAGUAAAAAGUACAUACUUUUUUUUAUGAAUGUAGUGAAGUAAAAGUAAAUGUUGUCAAAAAUAUAAAUAGUAAAGUAAAGUACAGAUACCCCAAAAAACAACUUGAGUAGUUAUUUUAAGUAUUUGUACUUAAGUACUUUACACCACUGACUGGAAAUACAGACACGCAUCUGUUGGUCACAGAUACCUUAAAAAGAAAGGUUGUGGCUUGGAUCAGAAAACCAGUCAUUAUCUGGUGUGACCACUAUUUGCCUCAUGCAGCGCGACACAUAUCCUUCACAUAGAGUUGAUCAGGCUGUUGAUUGUGGCCUGUGGAAUGUUGUCCCACUCCUCUUCAAUGGCUCUGCAAAGUUGCUGGAUAUUGGCGGGAACUGAAUGGCACAACAAUGGGCCUCAGGAUCUCAUCACAGCAUUCAAAUUGACAUAGAUAAAAUGCAAUUGUGUUCAUUGUCCAUAGUUUAUGCCUGCCUGCCGAUACCAUAACCCCAUCACCACCAUGGGGAACUCUAUUCACAACGUCGACAUCAGCAAACUGCUUGCCCACACGAUCCCAUACACGCUGUCUGCCAUCUGCCCGGGAUUCAUCCGUGAAGAGCACACUUCUCCAGCGCGCCAGUGGCAGUUACGACGUCAAACUGCAAUCAGGUCAAGACCCUGGUGAGGACGUUGAGCACGCAGAUGAGCUUCCCUGAGAUGGUUUCUGACAGUUUGUGCAGAAAUUCUUCAGUUGUGCAAACCAACAGUUUCAUCAGCUGUCCGGGUGGCUGGUCUCAGACGAUCUCGCAGGUGAAGAAGUCAGAUGUGGAGGUCCUGGGCUGGCGUGGUUACACGUGGUCUUCGGUUGUGAGGCCGGUUGGACAUUCUGACAAAUUCUUUAAAACGAUGUUGGAGGCAGCUUAUGGUAGAGAAAUGAACAUUCUAUUCUCUUGCAACAGCUCUGGUGGACAUUACUGCAGUCAGCAUGCCAAUUGCACGCUCCCUCAAAACUUGAGACAUCUGUGGCAUUGUGUUGUGUGACAAAACUGGACAUUUUAGAGUGGCCUUUUAUAGUCCCCAGCUCAAGGUGCACCUGUGUAAUGAUCAUGUUGUUUACACAGCUUCUUGAUAUGCCACACCUGUCAGGUGGUUGGAUUAUCUUGGCAAAGGAGGAAUGCUCACUAACAGGGAUGUAAACAAAUUUGUAUACAACAUUUUAGAGAAUCAUUGCAACAUAUCUUGACUCUGUGUAUCAUGCAGCUCUUUGUUUUGUCACCAAUCAGAGACGUCUAACUCAUUGUGAUCUCUACACUGCUGUCGGAUUUACAUCACUAGCAACAGGCAGGCUCAAACACUGGUACAUUCUUAUUUAUAAGACAUUUUAGGAAAACUGCCAUUUUAUCUAUCGUCUCUUCUAGCUCAAAAUAAAAACACAUAUAAGCUCAGAUCUCAAUCUUGUUUUAUGCUAAGAGUCCCGAAAACUAGAACCGAGCAUGGAAAAGGUACUUUCAUUACUCAGCCCCCUGGUCUUGGAAUUCCCUCUAAGCCAACCAAAACUCCAGGGCCUGGUGUCCCUGGAGGAGUUCAAAGGACAAAUAGAUGAACAGGUUGUUGAGACAUGUAGUUCUUCCUAGUUGUCACUAGUUUGCGUUGCCUUAUGUAAGGAAGCAUGUUGUUUUACUUCCCACACACCACACACAUGCCUGCGUACACACACACACACAUCCACUGUUUGUUUGCUGUUGUAUUUGUGCUGUUGCCAAUGUCUUCUGUCUGUGUUGUCCGUUUUGUCUUACAUUGUUUUUUUGUGUGUUUUUUUUUUAAAUCCCAGCCCCCGUCCCCACAGGAGGCCUUUUGUCUCUUGCCAGGCCAUCAUUGUAAAUAAGAAUUUGUUCUUAAUUGACUAGCCUGCUUAAAUAAAGGUUAAAUAAACUAUAUCAGCACAGGUUGCAAUCAAUAAAUACCUUUCAUGUUCCAGCUUAGUUGGCUUAUGAAAUCAACCUAUUAUGAAUUCAUAACCAGCGUUGUUGGUUUGGAUGAAAGAAUAAUCAUUCAACAUGAGUUAACAUGAUUCUGCUAAUUACUUCCACGAAAAAAGGUUCAUAAUGGAUAAUUGAACUCAAUACUGUACUUGGAAAUUAACAACGUUUGAAAGUCUUUGGUCAUUAGUUGCAGGAUGCUGAUUGGGUAAAUCUGUCCAUAAUAACGUCAGCUACAGGACUGUUUCGCUAGCACAGACUGGAAUAUGUUCUGGGGAUUCAUCCGAUAAUAUUAAGGAGUUUACCACAUCAGUCACCGGCUUCAUCAAUAAGUGCAUCGACGACAUCGCCCCCACAGUGACCGUACAUACAUAUCCCAAGCAGAAGCCAUGGAUUACAGACAACCGCCGUACUGAGCUAAAGGCUAGAGCUUCCGCUUUCAAGGAGCUGGACACUACCAGGAUGUGUACUCAGAGCAUGCGCUAACCAGCUGGCAAGUGUCUUCACUGACAGUCCUGUCUAGAGAACGCCAAGAUAACCUGUCUAAAUGACUAUUGCCAUGUAGCACUCACAUCUGUAGCCAUAAAAUGCUUAGAAAGGCUGGUCCUGGCUCACAUUGACACCAUCAUCCCAGACACCCUGGACCCACUCCAAUUCGCAUACCGCCCCAACCGAUACACAGAUGACGGCAUCUCUAUUGCACUAUUUUUCUAUUACAGUCUUUUUUGUUGGGAAGGACCCGUAAGUAAGCAUUUCACUGUUAGUCUACACCCCUUGUUUACGAAGCAUGUGACAAAUACAAUGUGAUUUGAUUUAACCAAUUAGGACUGUGUAAUCAUAUUGGCCAAGCAUUUCCCCAAAAUCAAUCCCAAAAUCACUGUCUUGACUGCAUUCCCACACAUCUUGUUUUGAUUCUUCUCAGGUAUAAGAGCUCCAAAGCAUCCGUGAGAACAACCCCAAAUGUUUAGUCACACUAUCUUUUAGAUAAGAAAUCUAACUCUCUUCAACGCAGUGAAAAUAAACAGUUUCCUUUGUUUGCGAUGAGUGCCAUCCCAACUCCACAACCAGAAUGAACUGCCGUUCUAGUGACUAAAACACAGGUCUUAGGAUACAGACAAUGAUUCUUCUACAAAGCAGAACCAGUUUCAACCAGCUUGUCAUGCUUAGAUCAGGUUUGAUCUGGGGCUCAUGGAGGCCACACGCCCACACCAUUGAUAAAUCGCUGAUGCGGUGGAACAUUUGAAACCUCUCCACUCUUCCGAGGUGUGCUUUGUCAGGGCCCUUCAGAGUGCACACUCAGUAUGCAGGGCCACAACAAGUGAAGAGCGGGGUCAGAGCUUAAGCGAUGAGGUCCCUCCGUGGAAGAUUCCCUAUAAUUCCUAUCCCCACCACACUGAACUGAACACUGUCCCUCUAUCUACGCUCAUGAUGGCCUGGAUGAAUGUCCAUCUGGGAAAUACAGGGCUAACAGAGUGGGGGUGGGAUGUGCUUUGAGGACAGCUGGGAGGCUGCUCAGGGGGUAAUAACAGGCUGAACCAGAAUGUCAUCUCCUCUACAGGGACGGAUUCAUCUUACUUGCCACCGUCCCCCUUCCCAUCAUCAUAAUCCAUUCCCCUUCCUCCAUCCCUCUCUCUGUGCCCUCGUCUAUCCAUAACCUUAGAAAUUCAUUUUUUGUGCUCUUUUUCAUCACAGAAAUUGCUGUGGCGGUAGUGUUUGCCCACAGGGGCGGUUCUCUGAUAAUGGUAUUUUCCUCUUUGCCACGGCUCUUUUUCUUUUAAUUAAGCAGUUCUUCACUCUGUUUUAUUUUGGAUUUCAUUUGUGGCAAUGAAGGACUACAAAAGCUGACAUUUAAUGAAGUUUACUGUCGGGUUUAAUUCGUUGAGCAGGCAUAAUUCAAACAAAUCACACUUAAAAUGCUGUGCUGUGGGAAUUGUCACAAAUGAAUGCGUUCAUCUGCAGAAGAUAAUAGCAGGUCUGUCUUUCAUUCUUCCUUUAGUGCCAUGAUAGCAUAUGAGUAGUAGAUAUGCAACUAGGGUCCUAAAGUCCUUAGUCUCAAUCCUUUGUGUAACAGUCUUCAAACUUAAUACAACAGCCUGUUUUGAGCGAAGCAGAGGAAGCAUACGUCUCUCACACCCAGAUAUUUCCCCUCCUUGCAGGAUCCUGGAGUUGCAGGAAAAAGGGGACCUGGACAUCCUGAAGCAGAAGUGGUGGCCGCGUACAGGCCGCUGUGACCUCAACAGCCACUCCAAUGCCACGCCCGACGGGAGGUCCCUGAAGCUGCACAGCUUCGCCGGGGUCUUCUGUGUCCUGGCCGCCGGACUGCUGCUGGCCUGCCUGGUUGCCGGCCUGGAGAUGUGGUGGAACAGCAACCGCUGCGGGCAAGAGCAGCCCAAAGAGGUGACCGAGCACAGAGCCCGGAGGCCAGGGCAGCAGGGGGAGGACACUGCCACACUCUACUUUAAGGAUCCAGCCGCAGACCACAGCCCCGAUUUAGUCGAACUCCAGUACACGCAGUUGUAG
Coregonus sp. 'balchen' is the source of this 15157-nucleotide messenger RNA. The record is from the annotation of a GenBank genome assembly. Lineage: Eukaryota; Metazoa; Chordata; Actinopteri; Salmoniformes; Salmonidae.